AUGUCUGACACUAGUCAUAUUCAUCAUUCUCCCUCUCAACCCGACGCUGAGACCCCUCUGCUGUGGACUCAUGUAGUCGGCUCAAAACGCAAAGGCAACAGCAAGAAACAGCAAUCCAUUGCUUCUUUCAAUCCUACGCUCAUCCAACGACCAGUUACGGAGGCAGAGGCAUCUCAACAGGCCAUCAAUGGAGAGGCCUCUUCAGGACCUAUGGCUGUCAUACGUCCAUUCCUCAAGGGUAUCGAGGAGGAUUCGGUUUUCAUCGAUCUGACACCUGUCAAAGAUCGUAAUCUAUUGAACAAGGCCCUUCUCAAGUUCAAUGAAGCUACAACCAACUCUGAACUUUAUGAAGACUUUCUUGGUUACCGUAGCAAACCAAGACAUUACCUUGGCCAUGCUUUUCUCGAGACAAUGUGGCUGCCUGAGUGUGUAGGACGCACCACACUCAUCAACGACGGCAUUACCCUGGAAGAUGGUACCUAUUUGAGGGGCUUUCCAUCCUACCCUGGCGAUGCCACCAUUGUCAAGUUGACAUUACAGAAUCUCCCUUUCUUGCCAGCUUUGCAACUCAAGGAGGAAAUGGCGACUCGUCUCUCCCGAUAUGGUGAUGUCCUGGAUCAUGGCAUCUCAAGAACUAAUGGCAUCUUCCAAGGUGAAGGUUAUGCUACGCUUAACCUUACUGUGCCUUCCUCCCCUGAUUAUGCCUGUGAUGAAUUGCACCCCGAAGACAAGCCCUGCCCUGGUCAUCGACACCUGGAGAAACUCAGCCGAGUGAUGAUCUGGGAUCCUCGUUCAGCCGAUCAGCGAAUGGUUCUGCUGCAAUGGGACAAGAUGCCCAACUUUUGCCGUAUCUGUCAUAGUGCCGAUCAUUGUAGGGCGGAUUGCCCUGAGUACAAGAAGUGGAUCCAGUGCUACCACUGUGAUGAAUAUGGUCAUGUGGAGUACAACUGUCCCCGUAAUACAAGUCCAAACAAAGUCCGUGCGGUAGACAGUAAGGCUGCUUCGAAGCCCCGAAAAGUGUCUCAGGAGGCAAAGAGCGGUACAUCAUCUGGUAAGAAGAAAGCCGCUCCCAAGGUCUCCAAAGCUCCUCCAGUAGCUGCUGGUGCUGGUGCUGGUUCUGGUACUCCUGGUGGUGAUACUGCUGGUGGUGGGUCUCCCGGUGGUGGUGAUUCUGGUGUUGUUCCAGGUAACAAUCAAGGUGAUGGCCAAGGUGGUGCCCAAGAUGUGGUCCACAGCGGCGUACAAGGUGGUGCUGAUAGCCAAACCAUUGCUCAAAAGCAAGGUGCUGAUAGGGAUGCCGACAUGGACGAGCUCCCUCUGGCUCAAGACUCUGACAAUACCACUGGUACUGAGUCUACUGAUACUGAAAUGGGUGAAUCUCCUGCCAAUCCUACUAGUGCAUCCGAGAAUGCGCUGGAUCACCCAGUGAAGAAAAUAGGUAAAUUUGAUGGUGCGGAUGAUUUUACUUCUGCCAAGCAACAGGCUGCAGUUACAGCAGCAGCACAGGGACAACAACAAGGCUUGACAGGCCCACCCUCACCAUCUCAACAUUAA
Mucor velutinosus is the source of this 1554-nucleotide messenger RNA. RefSeq lists its product as uncharacterized. Bases 1 to 1554 code for a protein of 517 amino acids. The record is from RefSeq and is a predicted model, not a curated record. Gene Ontology annotation, molecular function: zinc ion binding; nucleic acid binding. NCBI's taxonomy places the organism in Eukaryota, Fungi, Mucoromycota, Mucoromycetes, Mucorales, Mucoraceae. The transcript has a single exon.